GCCAAAGCCCACGAACCCCAAUGGAUCUAAAUUGGUUGCACCUGCAGUGAGCGAGUAAAGUGAUAGUGAAGAAGAUCAAGGAAGAAUGGCAUCGAGGUCCGGCGAAAGCGAAGCGGAAGAGGAGCAGCACCGUCGUGUGCCGCUGCGGGAGAGACCGGAGUGGUCGGAUGUUACUCCGCUUCCGCAAAACGACGGUCCUAACCCUGUCGUUCCGAUCCAGUACACCGAAGACUUCGUCGAAGUUAUGGAUUACUUUCGCGCCGUUUACGUCGCCGACGAGCGUUCCCCUCGCGCCCUCGCUCUCACCGCCGAAGCUCUCCAAUUCAACUCCGGCAACUAUACCGUGUGGCAUUUCCGACGGUUGAUUCUGGAGUCGCUAAAAAUUGACUUACACAGUGAGCUAGGGUUUGUGGAGCGUAUGGCCGCCGGAAAUUCCAAAAAUUAUCAGAUGUGGCAUCAUAGGCGAUGGGUUGCUGAGAAAUUAGGACCUGAGGCUAGAAACAUUGAGCUUGAUUUCACCAAAAAGAUACUGUCUAUUGACGCCAAACAUUAUCAUGCAUGGUCUCAUAGACAGUGGGUUCUUCAAGCACUAGGAGGAUGGGAAAAUGAACUUAAUUAUUGCACAGAACUUCUUGAAGUAGACAUUUUUAACAAUUCUGCUUGGAAUCAGAGAUAUUUUGUCAUAACAAGGUCUCCUUUCUUGGGGGGUCUGAAAGCUAUGAGAGAGUCUGAAGUGCUUUACACCAUUGAAGCCAUUGAGGGAUAUCCUGAAAAUGAAAGCUCGUGGAGAUAUCUACGAGGACUUUAUAAAGGUGAAACCGCUUCAUGGGUAAAUGAUCCUCAAGUUUCUUCAGUAUGUUUAAAGAUUUUGAGAACCAAGACCAACUACGUGUUUGCUCUUAGCACUAUUUUGGACCUUAUAUGCUCUGGUUAUCAACCAAUGGAAGACAUUAGAGAUGCUAUUGUUGCUUUAAAGACUACAGAUAUGGAUAAACAGAAUAACGAUGAUGAUGAGAUAGGGGACCAACAAAACUUGAACAUCGCAAGAAGUAUUUGUUCUAUCCUAGAACAAGUUGAUCCAAUUAGAAUCAACUAUUGGAUUUGGCGCAAGAGCAGGCUUCUUCCAUCCACUUAGUUCCAAAGUAAUUAAAGGAUAACUUUAUGUCGUGUAAUUUAUACCUAAUUUAUUAAGCCGUUGUUUGUUUGUUUGUUUGGGGUGAUUUAGAAAGCAUUGGAAUCGGAAGGAAUGAAUCGAGAAAGAAAUGGUAAAUUUCAGUUAUUUGGUUAGAGAUGAACGGAGAUUGAAAGUGAGAUUAAUUGUGGGACUCAUCGAAAUUCAUUUCUCUCCCUCAAAGACGUGAUUUGUAGCUGACUCUUGGAUUUUAUAUUUUGUUUGUUUGUUUGUA
Molecule: messenger RNA, 1406 nt
Organism: Cajanus cajan (pigeon pea)
Lineage: Eukaryota; Viridiplantae; Streptophyta; Magnoliopsida; Fabales; Fabaceae
Gene: FTA
Product: farnesyltransferase A
Biological process (GO): protein geranylgeranylation; protein farnesylation
Cellular component (GO): CAAX-protein geranylgeranyltransferase complex; protein farnesyltransferase complex; cytoplasm
Molecular function (GO): protein farnesyltransferase activity; CAAX-protein geranylgeranyltransferase activity
Source: RefSeq, a predicted model, not a curated record